CGCCGCUGCCCGCAACGCCAGCCAUGUUGUUCACCACCGCCAUCCGCGCCGCCCGCCCCGCUCUCGCCCGCGCAGCGCGCCCCACAUCCUCUGCCACCCGCGCCCUCUCCGUCAGCGCCGUCCGCUGCUCGGGUCCCGCCCCGCCCUCUCUGCUCGGCCCCGGCUCGAAAGCGGGUGAAGUCCCUUCCGACGAGACGCAGGCGACCGGUCUUGAGCGCCUCCAACUCUUGGGCGAGAUGCAGGGUGUCCCUGCCUUCGACUACGAGCCUCUCGACUCGAGCCGCGUCGGUACGCUCGAGGACCCCAUCAAGGUCUUCUCCCUGGAUGUCGAGCGUGUUGUUGGUUGCACCGGUUCUCCUGCUGACUCACACGAGGUGCACUGGUUCAAGGUCAAGAAGGACAAGACCCGCCGCUGCCCCGAGUGUGGCUCUGCCUACGCUCUCGACUUCCAGGGUGAUGAGCACCUUCUGGCUCACGGGCACUAAACGUGUAAUAGAACCUCGCAUUGGCAAUCUUUAUCCCCUUAACCUCCGCUCCUGCUUGCUUCCCUGCGAAUCGUUUUAGAGAGCCUAUAACAGUGCAUUUUGUUAAUAUGCCAUUUCAUCAUCGCUCGUGCUAAUGUUGCAGACUGCUGAUAUCAUUAGAACCCAUGGCCCAUGUAGUAUCAAGACACAUGGAGAAUAGUAAGUAUCGCGAAGCAAAAAGGUAUUAAGAGGCCAAUUCACGCCAGGGUAUCUUAUCCGC
Molecule: messenger RNA, 744 nt
Organism: Coniophora puteana RWD-64-598 SS2
Lineage: Eukaryota; Fungi; Basidiomycota; Agaricomycetes; Boletales; Coniophoraceae
Product: COX5B-domain-containing protein
Exons: 3
Coding region: 24-485 (153 amino acids)
Biological process (GO): mitochondrial electron transport, cytochrome c to oxygen
Cellular component (GO): mitochondrial envelope
Source: RefSeq, a predicted model, not a curated record